AUGCAAAACGGGAGAUUUAAAAGUGAGUUCGGCUACGAGCUAGAGACUUAUAAAUGGGAGCCGGUUGGGGAGCCGAAAUUUGCAAUUUAUCUGAGUCAUGGAUACGGAAAUUUCGCGAACGACUAUGGUUAUCGAAGAGAGUUUAUUCCGAAGAUUCUAGGUCUUGGGGGAGUCGUCUACAGCCAUGAUCACUACGCCCACGGAAAAUCCGGCCCCUUCGAAAUCACCCAUCACGAUCGCUGUCAACUACGAAGCUUUGACGAAGCGGCAAGCGAUCUCUCCUCACGAAUCGAAGCUACCAAGAAAGAAAAUCCCGGCCUUCCAUUUAUUCUUCUCGGCUCUUGUCUUGGUGCGCUACUUGGUCUGAUUGCGAUGAAAAAUGACGAUCUGAAAGUCGAUUCCCCAGAUGGCGACCAAGGCGGAUAUAACGCCGAUAUGGCUAUCAAAACCCUCGAUGCGCAGGCAAAAAUACAAGAAUGGAUGAAUUCGGAGGUCUUGCCGGAAAAUCUUGAGAUUCCGAUUGCAAUUUUUGUCGGCGAAAAGGAUCAAGUAAUCAACCCUGAGUCUUCCUACUUCCUUCAUGACCGGAUUCCUGGAUCCAAGCUGUUUACUUACGAAGGAGCGUAUCAUUCGCUGAUGAACGAGUUGCCAGAAACUGUCGAGAAAUUUUACGAAGAUUUCACUUCCGUUAUUCUCUCUGCUAUCCAAAAAUAA
Messenger RNA from Oikopleura dioica, 714 nucleotides. The record is from the annotation of a GenBank genome assembly. NCBI's taxonomy places the organism in Eukaryota, Metazoa, Chordata, Appendicularia, Copelata, Oikopleuridae.